AUGGCGCCCAUUAAGCGCAAGGGGAAUGCCCCCGAAGAAAAUACUUCCCGCCAACCCCAAAAACGUGCUAAGGUUGGAGCGGAGGAGGCUAAGAAAGACUACAAGAAGCCACACGAUGCCACAUCCAGCGCUGGGAAAGCUUCAGAGCUUUCUGUGCUGCGCGACGAUGAACCCUCGUUCCCUCGUGGUGGCGCAAGCAUUCUGACACCAUUGGAGCGCAAACAAAUUCAGAUCCAGGCCAACAGAGAUGUCCUGUUCGAGCAGAAAGCAAUUGGAACUCAGAAACCCUCCCAGAAGAAGCCCGCCGAGGAUUUGGCUGAGGACAGCGACAAUGACGUUGAAAUGGAGGACGAAGAGACCACUACAACAACGAAAAAGUCGCGCAAGAAGAAGUCAAAGUCCAAGAAGUCCGCGGACAAGGGAACCGAUGACAAGGAAGAUGUUCGCAUCGAGGGUCUUAGCUUCAAGCGCAUUGUACCCGGAGCCAUGAUUUUGGGUCAGGUCUCUAGUAUCAAUGCCCACGACAUCGCCCUUUCACUGCCCAACAACCUUACCGGCUACGUUCCUCUCACAUCCGUUUCCAAGGGUCUCGAAGACCGACUCGAGAAAAUGUUGAACGAUGAGGGUGAAGAUGACGAUGCUGAGGACAGCUCGGAUGAUGAGUCUUUCGAUCUGAAGGAUCAUUUCUAUCUGGGUCAAUACUUGCGGGCCUACGUUGUGUCUACCGGCGUCAACCCCGCCGAUCCUAAGGCCAAGAGCAAGAAGCGCAUCGAGCUGUCGGUCGAUCCUAGACAAGUAAACACUGGCUUCUCGAAGUCCGAUCUCGUUGUGAACUCGGCUGUCCAGGCUUCCGUUGUCAGUGUGGAAGAUCACGGUGUGGUCAUGGACCUUGGAAUUGAUGGCUCAGACCUGAAGGGUUUCAUGUCCUCCAAGGAGACCGAUCCCCAUGUGGAUUAUUCUAACAUCAAGGAAGGAUCUGUCUUCCUUUGCAUGAUCACUGGUCAAAACCCCAGUGGCAAUGUCAUCAAGCUGUCCUCUAACUUCCAGACCUCCGCCUCGAUCAAGAAGUCCAACUAUCUCAGCGCGGCACCCACAAUCAACACUUUCCUACCCGGUACCGCGGCAGAAAUUCUUCUCACGGAAGUUACAGCAAACGGCAUGAUUGGAAAGAUCAUGGGAAUGCUCGACGCAACUGUCGAUCUGGUCCAGUCUAGCAUUAAUGGCAAGGUCGACUUGGAGAGGAAAUUCAAGAUUGGUGCAAAGAUCAAGGGUCGUAUUAUUUCGACUUUCCCAGCUGCUGAGCCGCUUAAGGUUGGCUUUUCUAUGCUCGACCAUGUGCUCAAGCUCUCUUCCGAUGCCCGCGGCCCCGGUUCUGCUGAUGAUGCGCCUGCUAUCUCAGCAAUUAUUCCCGAGGCCAAGGUCGUGAAGGUUGAUCACGGUCUGGGUGUAUAUGCUCGCAUUGGAGAGACCAAGCAUAUGGGUUUCGUUCACAUGUCGCGACUCUCCGAUGGCAAGGUCGAAACAGUAGAUGAAAGCUCGGGAGCUUUCCAAUUGGACGCUGUCCACGAGGCCAGAGUCAUUGGUUACAACUCCAUCGAUAACCUCUACAUUCUUUCAUUUGAGAAGUCUGUUAUCGAACAGCCCUUCCUUCGCGUCGAGGAUGUGACUGUGGGAGCCAUCGUUAAAGGAAAGGUGGAGAAGCUUUUGAUUGGCCCCACUGGUAUGGACGGAUUGAUUGUCAACUUAGCCGACGGAAUCACUGGUCUUGUCCCUUCAAUGCACUUUGCGGAUACUACGCUCCAGUUCCCCGAGAAGAAGUUCCGCGAGGGUCAGAAGCUUUCUCUGCGAAUCCUCUCCGUUAACCUUGAGAAGCGCCAAAUUCGCUUGACUUUGAAGAAGAGCUUGCUCAACAGCCAAUCUGCUAUCUGGAAGGACUACAAAGACAUUACUCCAUCAGCUCAGUCUCCUGGUACCAUUGUCAACCUCCAAAGCCAUGGUGCUGUUGUUCAGUUCUACGGUGAUGUCCGUGGUUUCCUUCCUGUGUCUGAGAUGAGUGAAGCCUACAUUCAGGAUCCGGCCCAGCACUUCAAGCUCGGCCAGGUCGUUAAUGUUCACGCUUUGAGCGUGGAUGCAUCUCUUGGCAGACUUGCUGUUUCUUGCAAGGACCCGUCGACAUUCACCGAGAAGUACCGCGAGGCCUUUGAAAACCUGCACCCCGGCCACCUUGUUUCUGGUAUCGUCUUCGAGAAGUCUAAUGACGAUGUGCUUCUCAAGCUCGAUGAAUCUGGCCUCGUGGCUCGUCUUGACUCCCAGCACAUUAUCGACGGCUCUCCCUCCAAGCAGAGCUCAAUGAUGAACAAGCUCCGCGUUGGACAGAAGCUGAACGACCUUUUGGUUCUCAGCAUCCAGCGUGCUCACCGUCUUAUCAAGGUUUCCAGCAGGGCUAGCUUGAAGAAGGCUGCCAAGCAGAACAAUAUGCCCGGCCAGUUCGAUCAAGUGCAGGAGGGCUCCAUGAUCACGGGCUUCGUUCGCAACAUCACACCCGAUGGUGUCUUCGUUGAGUUCCUCGGCGGUCUUACUGGCUUGCUGCCUAAGCGUCUUAUCGAGGACGCCAACCUGGAGCAACCUCACUACGGCUUGUCAAAGGCUCAGACCAUUGUUGUCAAUGUGCAGUCGGUGGAUCUGGACUUCAAGCGCUUCAUCCUGAGCAUGAAGCCCGUUCAGGCUACCCAGGCUGCUCCCAAAAAGGCAGCCAAGCAGACUGACGAGACCGUCGCCAACCCCGUCGAUAACAAUAUCAAGACCAUGUCCGACUUCACCUUCGGCAGGAUUGUUGAGUGCAAGGUUGUUUCCAUCAAGGCAACCCAAGUCAACGUCCAGCUCGCAGAUAACAUCCAUGGUCGUAUCGAUGUGUCUGAAGUUUUCGAUGACUGGAAGGACAUCAAGGAUCGCAAGCAGCCCUUGCGAUUCUUCAAGGCCAAGCAAACUCUCUCCGCCAGAAUCCUCGGUGUCCAUGAUGCUCGCAACCACAAGUUCCUUCCCAUCAGCCACCGCACCGGAAAGUACCCUGUGUUCGAACUUUCUCUUAAGCCAAGCUACUUGAAGGCCGCCAACCCUGCCCCUCUGAACAUGGAGCAGGUCCAAGUUGGAUCCUCUUGGAUGGGCUUCGUCAACAACGUUGCCGAUGACUGCCUCUGGGUCAACCUGUCUCCCAACGUCCGCGGCAGACUCCGCUUCAUGGAUGCAUCAGACGAUUUGUCCCUGCUGACUGAUGUGGAGAAGAACUUCCCCAUCGGAUCUGCUCUGAAGGUUCAGGUCACCGCCGUGAACGCCGAGAAGGGCCACCUCAAUCUUUCUGCUAAACAGGGUUACGAUAAGCUCAACUUCGAAGAUAUUUCCGCUGGCAUGAUCUUGCCCGGUCGUGUCACCAAGGUUACUGAGCGCCAAGUCAUCAUGCAGCUUGGCGAGUCUCUUGUCGGUGCGGUCAACCUGAUCGACCUCGCAGAUGACUACUCCAAGGCCAAUCCCACCGUGCACGACAAGAACGAGGUUCUCCGCACUUGUGUCAUCGCCGUUGAUAAGGCUACCAAGAAGAUUGCCUUGUCGCUCCGCCCCUCCAAGGUUCUCAGCUCCUCUCUCCCUGUCCAGGAUCGUGAGAUCACUUCACUCAAGGAGGUCAAGCCCAACGAUAUCAUUCGUGGUUUCGUCCGCCGAGUCACUGAUUCCGGUCUCUUUGUGGCUGUCAGCAACGAUAUCACCGCCUACGUCCGCGUCUCCGAUCUCUCUGAUUCGUAUCUCAAGGAAUGGAAAGACUCUUUCCAGCCUGACCAGCUCGUUAAGGGCAAGGUCACUUUCGUUGACGCCGAGCAAGGCAAGCUUCAAAUGAGCUUGAAGGAGUCUGUUUUGGACCCCAACUUCAAGGCCCCUCUCACCCUUAAGGAUCUCAGCGUUGGCCAGGUUGUCACCGGAAAGAUUCGCAAGGUUGAGGAGUUUGGUGCUUUCAUUGUCAUUGACGGAUCUUCAAACCUCAGUGGUCUCUGCCACCGCAGUGAGAUGGCUGAUAAGCGUGUCGAAGACGCCCGCAAAUUGUACGAUGCAGGUGAUGCUGUGAAGGCCAAGGUCAUCAAGAUUGACCUUGAGUCCAAGAAGAUCUCAUUCUCCCUCAAGGCUUCUCACUUCCAGACCGAAGAAGAGGAGAGUGAUGAUGAGGACAGCAUGAGCAUCGAUGGCCUUGGCGGUGUCGAACUCGGCGAGAACGACAGUGACGAUGAAGAUGAUGAUGAGUCCAUGGGAGGCGUUGACGUGGAAGAUGACAGUGAAGAAGAAGAUGAGGAGGAGGAUUCCGAGGACGAUGAAGAAGUCACAAUCCAGAAGCCCAGCAAGGCUGGCGGUCUCGGUGCGAGCGGCUUCGACUGGAGCGGCACCGCCAAGGACGACGAUGCUGCACGUUCUGACAGCGACGAUGAGGAUUCCAAAAAGAAGAAGAAGAAGAACCGCAAGCCUGAGAUCCAGGUCGACCGGACCGGUGACUUGGACGCCAAUGGCCCUCAGUCCGUUGCCGACUUCGAGCGACUCCUUCUGGGUGAGCCUGAUUCCUCGCUGUUGUGGCUGCAGUACAUGGCCUUCCAGCUGGAGUUGGGCGAGAUCGAGAAGGCCCGCGCCAUUGCUGAGCGUGCCUUGCGCACCAUCACCAUGGGCCAGGAUGCCGAGAAGCUGAACAUCUGGGUUGCGCUGCUGAACAUGGAGAACACCUAUGGUGACGACGACAGCCUCGAGGAGGUCUUCAAGCGUGCUUGCCAGUACAACGAGCCCCAGGAGAUCUACGAGCGUAUGAUCAGUAUCUACAUCCAAUCUGGCAAGAACCAGAAAGCAAGCGAUCUCUUCUACGCCGCCCUCAAGAAGAAGAUUUCUUCCCAGUCCCCCAAGUUCUUCUACAACUACGCCAGCUUCCUCUUCGACACCAUGGCUUCCCCCGACCGCGCUCGUGCUCUACUCCCCCGCGCCCUGCAGUCCCUCCCUGCCCACACUCACGUCGAGACGACCUCCAAGUUUGCUCAGCUGGAGUUCCGCUCCGCCAACGGAGACGUCGAGCGUGGUCGUACCGUCUUCGAGGGUCUCCUGUCCUCGUUCCCCAAGCGUAUUGACUUGUGGAACAUUCUCUUGGAUCUGGAGAUCAAGGUCGGCGAUGCGGAGCAAGUGCGCCGUCUCUUUGAGCGGGUCCUUGGCUUGCAGAGCGGCAAGAAGGGUCCCGUCAGCAUUGAUGCUAGCAAGAAGCUCAAGCCCAAGCAAGCUCGCUUCCUCUUCAAGAAGUGGCUUGCCUUUGAGGAGAAGCUUGCCGCAGAGAAUGGCGAUGAAAAGAUGGUUGAGGAAGUCAAGGCACGGGCUGUGACCUACGUCAAGUCCCUGAAAGAGGAUGAGUAA
Molecule: messenger RNA, 5421 nt
Organism: Penicillium paradoxum
Lineage: Eukaryota; Fungi; Ascomycota; Eurotiomycetes; Eurotiales; Aspergillaceae
Product: putative rRNA biogenesis protein RRP5
Exons: 3
Coding region: 1-5421 (1806 amino acids)
Biological process (GO): rRNA processing
Cellular component (GO): nucleolus; small-subunit processome
Molecular function (GO): protein binding; RNA binding
Source: RefSeq, a predicted model, not a curated record